Pungitius pungitius (ninespine stickleback) is the source of this 780-nucleotide messenger RNA. It is a transcript of the gene six9, whose product is annotated as SIX homeobox 9. The transcript is spliced from 4 exons. Gene Ontology annotation, cellular component: nucleus; transcription regulator complex. NCBI's taxonomy places the organism in Eukaryota, Metazoa, Chordata, Actinopteri, Perciformes, Gasterosteidae. Gene Ontology annotation, biological process: regulation of skeletal muscle cell proliferation; regulation of transcription by RNA polymerase II; skeletal muscle fiber development. Bases 1 to 753 code for a protein of 250 amino acids. Gene Ontology annotation, molecular function: DNA-binding transcription factor activity, RNA polymerase II-specific; RNA polymerase II cis-regulatory region sequence-specific DNA binding. The record is from RefSeq and is a predicted model, not a curated record.
AUGUUUCCUAUAUCGAUGAUCUUCACCCCGGAGCAAGUGGCCUGUGUGUGCGAGGUCCUCCUGCAGAGCGGUUGCAUGGAUCGCCUCGCGGGCUUCCUCCGCACUCUGCCUCCUCUUCCUUCCCUCUUCUCCUCCUCCUCCUCCUCCUCUCCUUGCCCUGGGGAGCAGGAGAGUGUGCUCAAGGCUAAAGCCGCAGUGGCCUUUCACCAGGGUCACUUCACUGGCCUCUACACACUGCUGGAGGGCUUCCCCUUCUCUCCGCGCAGCCACCCGCUCCUGCAGCAGCUGUGGCUCAGGGCCCACUACGUGGAGGCCGAGGGGCAGAGGGGCCGACCGCUGGGAGCUGUGGGGAAGUAUCGUGUGAGAAGGAAGUUUCCUCUGCCACACACCAUCUGGGACGGAGAGGAGACCAGCUACUGUUUCAAGGAAAAAUCACGGAAUAUGCUCCGCAAGUGGUACCGCCUUAAUGCUUAUCCCUCCACCCGGGAGAAGGGGGAGCUAGCGGGGGCCACGGGCCUGACGACCACGCAGGUCAGCAACUGGUUCAAGAACCGCAGACAGAGGGACCGAACCUCAGAGGUUAACGGUUUCCGAGUACCCAGCUCUGGAGGAGCCUCGGCAGAAGUCCAUCCUUUCUCUGACCACGACUUUUCACCUCCAGGAAGCCCACGUCGGCUGCACCACCGCCCUCUACCUCCACCCCUUUCUCACCCACCACCUCCUGUACUUUACAUGUGUAGAGGCCUCAAUUGAGCAUGCCUUUUAAAUGUUUCAUUUGUA